UGCAAGCAUGCGGGCUGCAACAAACGAAAAGCGUACGGGGACGCGACAAUGAGGGUGGCAGAGGCUUGUUCGAAGCAUAAACAACCCCAUCACAUCAAUCUCAUGACCAAGAGAUGCAACUGGCCUUCCUGCAGCAAGUAUGCUUCCUUCAAGACAGACAGUCAAACCUUCUGCGCUCUCCACAAGCCGGCCAACUCAACAGAUUUCAGAAGUUCAGCAAAGGUUUGUCGAUACCCAGAAUGCAAGAAGCAAGCCUCGUACGGAAUUGCUCGACCCCUUUGGUGCAGAGAUCACAUGAACAUCUCUGUCGACGUCGACGUCAAGAAUCGGCUGUGCACGUUCGGCAACUGCUCCCAACGCGCUCUGUAUGGAGAUGCAUCAUCGGGCUUCAACUUGCGCUGUGCUCAACACAGG
This is a messenger RNA of Guillardia theta CCMP2712, 414 nucleotides long. RefSeq lists its product as hypothetical. The annotation marks the transcript as partial. Lineage: Eukaryota; Cryptophyceae; Pyrenomonadales; Geminigeraceae. The record is from RefSeq and is a predicted model, not a curated record. The transcript has a single exon.